Molecule: messenger RNA, 2412 nt
Organism: Monodelphis domestica (gray short-tailed opossum)
Lineage: Eukaryota; Metazoa; Chordata; Mammalia; Didelphimorphia; Didelphidae
Source: RefSeq, a predicted model, not a curated record
AUCUAGAACUCUUGAAGAAGUCACAGAAUGUAUUCAUGUGGAAAAAAGUUGUAAGGCCAACAGUCAUCUGACAGGCUGAUUUCCAGUGUAACAGCUCACUAUAUUCUGGGAAUUUAAAGAACCCAGGUCUCCUGAAUACUCCUCUGCAAAGGUGCAGGUUGUGGCAGCAGCAGGUACAUUAAUGAAAUCUACUACUUCAAGAGGCAAACCUGAGCACCUUUGGAUGUACCAUAAGAACAAGAAAUGUGGAAUGCUUGAAUAAUUGAGAACAAGACAUAAAGGGACCUAAGAAAUGGAGAACAGAUAUCCAUUCAGAAGUUAUUUCUGCCUCCCGUGUUCUUUCUCCUGAUCUCAUACUUGCCUGGGAGGACUUUAGAGCUGGAAGAAUCAGCCUUGAAAAAACGGUGAAAUUACUUGAAAAGCUAAAUAUCCGGUGUGAUGGUAAUCAUGUCAAAAAUGUAUUUAAGUAGGAAAAUGACAAACAGAAGAAUGGAAAAAUAACCAUAGAAGAUUUUAGAGCAAUUUAUCGGAGUUUUGCUUACAGAGAAGAUAUUGUUGAGAUUUUCAAUGUUUAUUCUCGAAAUCACAAAAUUCUGUCUGAACAAAAUCUGAUGGAAUUUCUUAAAAAAGAACAAUAUGUGCUUGAGAUAGAUAAAGUCAUUGCCAAUGAAAUAAUUCAAAAAUAUGAACCCAUUGAAGAAGUGAAAAAUCAACACCAGAUGACAAUUGAAGGAUUUUUAAGAUACAUGAACUCAAAUGAUUGCUUACUAUUUAAAAAGAAUUGUACCCAAGUUUAUCAUGAUAUGACUCGUCCUUUAAGUGAUUACUUUAUUUCAUCUUCUCAUAACACCUACCUGAUUUCUGGGCAAUUAAUAGGGCCAAGUGACCUUUGGGGCUAUGCAAGUGCCCUUGUGAAAGGAUGUCGUUGUAUAGAAAUUGACUGCUGGGAUGGAUCACAAAAUGAACCUGUUGUAUAUCAUGGGUAUACACUAACAAGCAAGAUUCUGUUUAAAACUGUCAUCCAGGUGAUCAACAAGUAUGCAUUUAUGGCAUCUGAAUACCCAGUAGUACUCUCUUUAGAAAAUCACUGCUCCCCCCAGCAACAAGAAAUAAUGGCAAAUAAUAUGCAAAGUAUUCUUGGGGAUACACUGCUUUCUGAUGUACUUGAAAAUUUUCCAAAUGAAUUACCUUCACCUGAGGCAUUGAAAUUCAAAAUACUAGUAAAAAAUAAGAAAAUUGGAACAAUAGAGGAGACAAUUGAAAGAAUAGGCACUAACAAACAAGGCCGGAUAGUAGAAUAUGAAGAAGAGGAAGAUGAGGAAGAGUCUGAAGAAAAAGACAAUGUUACUACACCUAUGCUUAAAGAGAACAAAGAAAAAGAACUAGAAGAAAAAAAAUCUAUAAUAAGCAAUUUCAUUUCUUAUUCUAAGAAAAAAAAGAUUAGGAAGGUGAAAUUAUCCUUGGAGCUGUCAGAUCUUGUCAUUUACACCAAAGCUGAGAAAUUCAAGAGCUUUCAUCAUGCCCAAAUUAAUCAGAAAUUCAAUGAGAAUAAUUCUAUUGGGGAGUUGCGUGCAAGAAAACUUUCCAAACAGAAAGCUCGUGAAUUUAUCUCACAUACUAACAGUUUCAUUACGAGAAUAUAUCCAAAGGCAACCAGAACGGAUUCUUCUAAUUACAUUCCUCAAGAAUUUUGGAAUGUAGGAUGUCAGAUGGUGGCCUUAAAUUUCCAAACCCCUGGAGUGCCUAUGGAUCUGUACAAUGGAAAAUUUCUAGAUAAUGGUGGCUGUGGAUAUCUUUUAAAACCAGAAAUCCUAAGAAAUCCAAAAUUAAACUUCUCUCCAAGUGAAUUUAAACAUUAUAAUCCAACUAUACUUUCAAUAAGGCUCAUAAGUGGUUUCCAGUUGCCAUCUACUUAUUGGAAUAAUUCACUAGUGUUGAUAGAAAUAUAUGGCAUUCCAGAUGACCAAACAAAGCAACAGACUCACGUAAUUAGAAGAAAUGCUUUUGAUCCACGAUGGAAUGAAACAUUCACAUUUACUAUCCAUGCCCCAGAAAUGGCACUCAUACGCUUUGUUGCUGAAAGUCAGUCUACAAUAGGUGCAAAUGAAUUCCUUGGACAGUACACGUUACCACUGCUAUGCAUGGAAAAAGACAAAUUUUUAUUGUCAGCUAUGAUGUCUUUUCACUACUUCUCAUUGCCUUUCAAGAAAGCCUCCCAAGAAAGUCUCACUAUUCCACUCUGUACAUACUGCUUCACUGUUGGAGCUUAAUUUUGAAGAAAAUAAGGAUCUAAGAACAAGAACAAAGAGAAUAGAAAGAUGCUUGGAACUGAGGAAGGACCUGUGAUCAAGAGACUAGAAGAUGUUGGAUAGUUCCCAAUCAUGGGACCUUGGAACACAAGGAACAGCCAGC